GCUGGGGAUAAAACCUUGAGCUUGGGAGAGGAGAGGGACAUUUUGCAGCGAGAUGGCAAGGGGGACGGUGGCCACAUACUUACACGGAGUCCUUCUCCUGGCUCUGUGGAAACCCUCACUGCAAGGAGGCGUAUACAUACCAGCUGGUGGUGCUACAGGAGGAGCUGGAGCUGGCAUAGGAGCUGGGGCAGGGCCUGGAACAGGAUUUGGACCAGGUGGGACUGGAACAGGAUUCGGACCUGGUGGGACUGGAACAGGAUUUGGACCAGGUGGGACUGGAACAGGAUUCGGACCGGGUAGAGGAGGUGGACCAGGAGGAACGGGUGCUGGUUUAGGAAGUUUUGGACCGGGAGCCGGUGGAGGCAGCUAUGGUGGGCUAGGACCAGGAGGUAUUGGUCCAGGUGGUGUUGGACCAGGAGGAGUUGGACCAGGUGGUGUUGGACCAGGAGGAGUUGGACCAGGUGGUGUUGGACCUGGAGGAGUUGGACAAGGAGGUUUCAGGCCUGGCACCUUUGGUCCAGGCAGUGGCGGACUUGUUGUACCUGGAGGUGUUGGUACUGGUGGAAAGCCUCCAAAAACAGGGGCUGGCUAUGGGGUUCAAGGAGCAGGACAAGGAGUUGGAGGUGUAGCAGGAGGACUAGGAGCAGGCGGCACUGGGCCAGGUGGUGUUGGUCCUGGAGGCUACGGAACUGGAUCUGGAGGAACUGGUCCAGGUGGCUUUGGACCAGGUGGUGUUGGUCCUGGAGGCUAUGGAACUGGACCAGGAGGAGCUGGUCCAGGUGGUUUUGGACCAGGUGGUGUUGGUCCUGGAGGCUAUGGAACUGGACCAGGAGGAGCUGGUCCAGGUGGUUUUGGACCAGGUGGUGUUGGUCCUGGAGGAUAUGGACCUGGGUCGGGAGGAGCUGGUCCAGGAUAUGGAGGUCAGGGGGGUGGAACAGGCUACGUCCCUGGAGCUGGCUACGGAGGAUUUGGAGGUGGUUAUGGACCAGGUGGUAUUGGUCAAUACCCAGGACCUGGUGGGACUGGUCCCAAACCCCCUAAAACAGGCGGUGGGACAGGUUACGGACCUGGUGGUGCAGGAGUUGGGCUUGGAGGACUAGGGAUUCGGCCUGGAGGGGCGGGAUAUGGACCUGGUGGGGCAGGAGUUGGGCCUGGGGGUGCUGGUUAUGGUCCUGGUGGCACAGGAUUUGGACCUGGUGGGGCAGGAGUUGGGCCAGGUGGGACAGGACUUGGACCUGGUGGGGCAGGGGUUGGGCCUGGUGGUACAGGAGUUGGACCUGGUGGUGCAGGGGUUGGGCCUGGUGGAACAGGAUUUGGACCCGGUGGAGCAGGAGUUGGGCCUGGUGGAACAGGAUUCGGACCUGGUGGGGCAGGGGUUGGGCCUGGUGGAACAGGAUUUGGACCUGGUGGGGCAGGGGUUGGGCCUGGUGGUGCAGGAUAUGGCCCAGGUGGAUCGGGGGUUAGUACUGGUGGAACAGGAAUUGGACCAGGUGGGGCAGGAGUGGGGCCUGGGGGUGUUGGAUAUGGGCCUGGAGGAACAGGAUUUGGACCUGCUGGGACAGGGGUUGGGACUGGUGGAACCGGAUUUGGACCUGGUGGUGCAGGAGGAGUGUUGCCACAGACUGGUACUACCGGGGGAGGACCUGGAGGAAAGACUGGUGGUAAAGCAUCAAAACAAGUUCCAGGCAUUGGGGUGCCUGGACUCUAUCAAGGUGGAUUUGUACCAGGCCAAGGAUUUGGAGGCCGCGGUGUUCUUCCUGGAGUGGCCACAGGAUCUGGACUUGGACCUCAGACUGGAGCUGGAGUACUCGGUCAAGGUGGUGCUGGACCAGGAGGAGCAGGCAAUGGUCGAGGACAGCCGUUGCCUGGGGUGUUCCGGGGCUACCCUCUCAUAUCACCAAAAACAGGGGUAGGCAAAUCAAAGAACAAGAAUCCAGCCAAAGCUGCAGCUAAAUAUGGUGGAGCUGGAGCUGGAGGAGGCAUACUUGGUCAAGGAGGAACUUUGGGGAGUGGGGUAGGAAGAGUCCCUGGAGGAGGAGUAGGAGUGACACCUGGAGGUGGAGUUGGAACAGGAGGUGGCCCUGGAUUUGGAGGCGGAGUUGGAACAGGAGGUGGCCCUGGACUUGGAACAGGAGGUGGACCUGGAUUUGGAGGCGGAAUUGGAACGGGAGGUGGCCCUGGACUUGGAACAGGAGGUGGACCUGGAUUUGGAGGCAGAGUUGGAACGGGAGGUGGCCCUGGACUUGGAACAGGAGGUGGACCUGGAUUUGGAGGCGGAGUUGGAACAGGAGGUGGACCUGGAUUUGGAGGUGGAGUUGGAACAGGAGGUGGACCUGGAUUUGGAACAGGAGGCGGCCCUGGAUUUGGAAGUGGAGUUGGAACAGGGGGUGGCCCUGGAGUUGGAACAGCAGCUGGCCCUGGAUAUGGAGGUUAUGAUUACAUCUCAGCCAAAGCACGCAAAUAUGGCAUUGGAGGCACUGGUACAGGUGGACGCAGCACAGCAGGGGGGCCCUCCGGUACUGGGGCAACUGCUUCAGGCACUGGUACAACUGGAGGACUGGGAGGAGGAGCUGGCCUUGGCACUGGUGUUGGACCUGGCUCUAGGAUUGGUUUUGGUCCUGGUGGUGCUAGCACUGGGACAGGUGGUCUUGGCUAUGGUCCUGGUGGUGCUGGCACUGGGCCUGGUGGUCUUGGCUAUGGUCCUGGGGGUACUGGCACUGGGCCUGGUGGUCUGGGCUAUGGUCCCGGGGGUGCUGGCACUGGGCCUGGUGGUCUUGGCUAUGGUCCUGGUGGUACUGGCACUGGGUCUGGUGGUCUUGGCUAUGGUCCUGGUGGUACUGGCACUGGGCCUGGCGGUCUUGGCUAUGGUCCAGGAGGUGCUGGCACUGGAACAGGAGGAGCAGGAACAGGACCAGGGGGCUAUGAUGCCAAUGCCAAAGCUCGUAAAUAUGGGAUGUUAAGUGGGGCACUUGGGGGUUCAGGAACAGGUACUGGAGUCAGGCCUGGCGGUGCUGGCUAUGGACCAGGUGGAGUUGGACCAGGUGGAGCUGGCACUGGUUAUGGACCAGGUGGAGUUGGACCAGGGGGUGCUGGUACUGGUUAUGGACCUGGUGGAGUUGGACCUGGUGGUGCUGGUACUGGUUAUGGACCAGGUGGAGUUGGACCUGGUGGUGCUGGAACUGGUUAUGGACCUGGGGGAAUUAGACCCGGUGGAUUUGGACCUGCUGGUGCUGGAACUGGCUAUGGACCAGGUGGAAUUGGACCUGGUGGUGCUGGAACUGGCUAUGGACCAGGUGGAAUUGGACCUGGUGGUGCUGGCACUGGCUAUGGACCAGGUGGAGUUGGUCCUGGCGGUGCUGGCACUGGAUAUGGACCAGGUGGAGUUGGCCCUGGUGGUGCUGGCACUGGAUAUGGACCAGGUUAUGCUGGAGCCAAAGCCCGUAAAUAUGGUGUUCCUGGAGGUGCUGGAGGUGCUCUAGGUGCAGGGGGUGGAGCUGGGCUUGGAGUAGGAGGAGGGGUUCCUGGACGGGGUGCUGGACUAACACCUGGUUCUGGAGUUGGAACAGGAGGGGGACCAGGUGGCUUCGGACCAGGCAGUGCUGGAGGAUAUCCUGGGGGACCCAAGUCUCUCAAAUAUGGCCUUCCUGGUGGUGGUGGAGCCCCAGGAUCUGGUGUGGAUGCAAGAUUUGGUGGCACAGCAGCAGGUGGCUAUGGCCCAGGGACUGGUGGAGCACUAGGGACAGGAAGAGGUUAUGGACCUGGUGGAUACGGGCCCGGAGUUGGAUCUGUGGCUGGGACUGGUUAUGGACCAGGUUUAGGUUAUGGUCCAGGACAAGGAGGAGGAUAUGGAACAGGUUAUGGACCAGGAUCAAAAGCUGCUAAAUAUGGUCAAGGUGGAACGGGCACUGGGGGCGUACUGGGAGGUGGAGCAGGACGAGGAGGCUACGAUACAGCUGGAUCUAAAGCUGCCAAGUACGGGCCAACUGGUGGAGUUCUACCUGGGGCAGGAACAGGGACUGGGGUUACAGGAACAGGUACAGGAACCAGCCCUGGUGUAUCUCUGAACGGCACCAGCACCGGCAGCGGACCCAUUGGAGGAGGACUUGGAGUCACAGGGGCCACACCAUCACCAUCAUCAGAAGGUGAUGGUGUGACAGUCAGUGUGAUAGAGGGAUCUGGCAGUCCUGGAGGAGAAGGAGGUACAGGUGUAGCUGGUCGACCAGUGGGUGCAGGAGGUGAUGGAGAUGGCCUGGGUGGAACAGGAAUCCCUAUCAUUGGAGGAGUACCAGGACUCAAUGGGACCACAUUUCCAGGCUCCACUGGAGCGGCCCCUGUUGGGGAAAGCAUUGGUGGUACAGGACUUCCCCCUGGAGGAUCUGAUGGCGAUCUCUCAAGCGGGACACUGCCUGGAGCCAAACCUCUGAAACCCCCAGGUGUCCCCAGAGGAGACACACCAGGUGAAGGAGAUGGAGAAGGAGGUCCUGAUGGAGAGAGAGAGGGUACUGGGGGGAUCAGAGGGGGACCUGCCAGUGCAGGAACAACAGGAGGUGUUUCAGGUGAUGUAACAGGAGCUCAAAGAGGAGACAGUCCUGGCACUGGAACAGGAGUUGGAGCAGGACGAACAGUUGGUGGAGUGGGAGGAACACCAAAACCACCACAAGCAGGAGGACCUGGAAGUGGCCCUGGGUCAGCUGGGGGAGGACCAGGUGGUGUUGGUGCUGGCCCAGGAGGAGCAGGAAGAGGUCCUGGAACUGUUGGAGGAGGUCCUGGGGGAGCAGGCUUGGUACCUGGAGCUGGUGGGCCUGGGAGUGUAGGAACAGGGGUUCCAAAACCUGGGAAAAGCUAUGGUGCUGGUGGAGUUUUGCCAGGUGGAGGUAUCCGUUACCCCACUGGAGCUGGAGUAGGACAAGGAGUGGGAAAACAAGGCAAAGUAUAUGGAACCCGGGGAGCAGGAGGCCAGGGUGGGAUUGGGCCUGGUGGUUAUGGAACUGGUCCUGGUGGAUAUGGUACUGGCCCAGGAAGUUACGGUGCUGGACCUGGAGGAUACGGUGCUGGGCCAGGUGGUUAUGGUGCUGGUCCUGGUGGAUAUGGAGCUGGACCUGGAGGCUAUGGAGGCAGAGGCACUGGUGGUGGUCCAAGUGGUACUGGGUCUCUUGGAGUUGGAACUGGUCAAGGAGGAGUUGGUGGUAUAGGAGGAGGAAUAGGAGCAGGCCCUGGUGGAGUUGGUGGCAGACAGGGGGGAUAUGGUGGUGGUGCAGGGCCUGACGGUUCUAGAUAUGGCACAGGUCCGGGACUGGGUACUGGCACUGGAAAACCAUCAAAACGUUAUGGAGCAGGAGCUGGUGGUACUGGAGUUGGGCCUGGUGGUUAUGGGACUGGACCAGGUGGAGUGGGUUUUGGUCCAGGAGGUUUUGGACCAAGUGGUGCUGGGCCUGGUGGCUCUGCUGCUGGUAGUUACGGACCUGGUGGCACUGGACCAGGUGGAUACGGGCCCAGCACUGCAGGGACAGGACAGGCAGGUGUUGGACCAGGCGGAGUCGGCACAGGACCAGGCAGCUAUGGACCUGGUGGAGCAGGGGGCAUACCUGGUAUUUAUACUGCCGGAGGUCAAGGACUAGGGGCAAGAAAACCACCAAAAUCAGGCUAUGGAUCUUCCUCAAUGGGUGGAGCUGGCUAUGGACAAGGUGCAGGAGUUGGACCUGGUGGAACAGGUACUGGACUUGGCAGAUAUGGGCCUGGUGGUUUUGGACCAAGUGGAGCUGGAACAGGAACUGGAGGUUUUGGUCCAGGUGGUGCUGGCACAGGAACAGGAGGGUUUGGUCCAGGUGGUGCUGGUACAGGAACAGGAGGGUUUGGUCCAGGCGGUGCUGGCACAGGAACAGGAGGUUUCGGACCAGGUGGAGCGGGAAGAGGAACUGGAGGUUUCGGUCCAGGCAGUGCCGGCACAGGAACCGGAGGGUUCGGUCCAGGUGGUGCUGGCACAGGAACAGGAGGUUUCGGACCAGGUGGAGCGGGAAGAGGAACUGGAGGUUUCGGUCCAGGCGGUGCCGGCACAGGAACCGGAGGGUUCGGUCCAGGUGGUGCUGGCACAGGAACAGGAGGGUUCGGUCCAGGUGGUGCCGGCACAGGAACUGGAGGUUUCGGUCCAGGCGGCGCUGGGACAGGAACAGGAUUUGGACCGGGGGGCCAAGGAUUAGCAAAAAGAAAACCUUAUAAAUCUGGUUAUGGAGGAACUGGUUAUGGUGCAGCAGGGGGCUUGGAAGGAGGUGGAGGUGCUGGAACUGGUCCUGGAGGGGUUGGAAUUAGACCUGGCGGCUAUGGUCCAGGCGGAACUGGGACAGGACCAUCCAGUUAUGGCCCAGGCGGGGCUGGACCCGGUGGCUUUGGGCCAGGAGGGGCUGGACCUGGUGGCAGUGGACCAGGAGGUGCUGGGACUGGUGGCUUUGGACCAGGAGGUACUGGACCUGGUGGCUUCGGACCAGGAGGUGCUGGGACUGGUGGCUUUGGACCAGGAGGGGCUGGGCCUGGUGGCUUCGGACCGGGAGGUGCUGGGACUGGUGGCUUUGGACCAGGAGGUGGUGGACCUGGUGGCUUCGGACCCGGAGGUGCUGGGACUGGUGGCUUUGGACCAGGAGGUGGUGGACCUGGUGGCUUCGGACCAGGAGGUGCUGGAACUGGGCCAGGGGGUGUUGGACCCAGUGGGACAGGUGGAUAUGGACCUGGUGGCCAAACACUUGGGAGAAAACCCCCUAAAUCAGGUUAUGGGUCAUCAUUGGGUGGAACUGGCUACCAACCAGGAGGUGGAGUUCUCCCUGGUACUGGAACAGGAGGCAUCAUUGGAGGUGGCCCAGGUACUGCAACAGGAGUAGGGCUAGGAGGUCCUGGAGGAACAGGCCAGGGAGUAGGAGGAAGAGCAGGUGGUUUGCCAGCAGGGGGUGCUGGCCCUGGCUAUGGUGGAGUGGCUGGUGGAGGCUAUCCAGGUUAUACAGGAGCUGGACAAAAAACAAAGGCUCAGAAAGCAGCCAAAUAUGCAGCCAUGCAGGCCAUACUUGGAGGAGGGGGCUAUAGAGGUGCAGGCUGUCAGGGUAAAUACUGUGGCCGAAGAAGGAAGUGAGAGACCAACAGACAGGAAGUGACCUCAUUAAAACAACAGUGGUGCUACUGCAUGAUCCCAGAUUGUAAAUGUCCUACCUUCCACAGAAAAUAAAGCUUCAACACAUUCUAUAUUUGUAUUUGUUUAGAUUUUACGCAAGGUGCUCUUUGAAUAAGAGAAAUUGUUCUACAACUCUGCAUUUUGAGAAAUAAGAUUAAGGAGCUUCAUUUUCACCUGAAACAUCACAGCAAGAGGUGAUUUGAGGGCUGUGAAUUUUCUUUAUCCACACAGUGGAUCAUCUUGUCACUCUCUGAAGAGCUCAACUACCAGGGUGAGAACUACAAAUAUAAAAGAUCAGUUUAUUUUGUUUUCUCUAAGGGCCAAGCUGUGCUAUUACACUUUUGUGUUGGUUUACUGUUGCUGUGUUGAAUUAUCAGUUGUUUUCAAUCCAAGUAUCGCCAUUAUUCCUCCGGGUUAAGGCUGAUACCAAGGACUCCCUCAGGGCAGCUCCUUCAGACCUGUCUGCAUGCUGACACUAUGUUUAAGGAAACUUUUCCAAGGCAGUACAUUCUACAGAAAAUGAGCAGUUUAUUCAUAAUUAUUGUGUAGUGAUGUUGUGACUGUUCAUUAUCUGGUCCUUGAAAAGCAGUGUGUUCAUGUUACAACAUCUGUAAGAUCCUUCUGCUAUGUUCACAUUAAAGGCACUGUUUUAUUUCUACACAACACCAAAUCGUGUAAAAUCUUGGUUAACAUGUUUUUAUUGUUAUUAUUAUUAUUUUUGUUCGAAGGAUGUGUUUGGUAUGAUAUGAUGACAUUCUGUUUUACAUUUGUUGUUGAAGAAAGCAGUCAAUAUGAGGUAAUGUGACAAGAAUACAUGACGGUGCAAGUGACAUCUGAGGAGUACUGAUUACUGUGUUUUUCUCCUGUUGACGUACCUCCUUUAACACUGUUGGUAAAUUGUUCACGUUUAAUAGACAUUUUAAAUUAUGCUGAGAUUUUUAUUUACUCUCAGUUUACAAACUUAAGUGCAUUAAUUCAGUAUUAAAUAUUUCAGUUAGUUAUUUUGUGUGUGGGUGUUUUAAUAACUACAACUUAUGUAGUAGUAUGACAAACAUAAGUGCUCUGAUUUCUGCAUUGUUCUUGAAUGUGCGAAUCACAAUGUAGUCUGUGAUGUUAUCGAGUGAAUCUCAUUUUACAUUCGAGCUUUUGUUUGUGCCUCUAUCAUGCAGCUCAAUGUGUGUUUUUAACAUCUGUGUUUUUUUAUGCCAGCCUAUGAAAAAAUGAUGCACUAUCGUACACUUUCCUGACAAUGCUCUCUGAAAUAAAGAGGUGACCAACAACA
Mugil cephalus (flathead mullet) is the source of this 8435-nucleotide messenger RNA. RefSeq names its product elastin b (gene elnb). The transcript is spliced from 52 exons. Bases 53 to 7114 code for a protein of 2353 amino acids. The record is from RefSeq and is a predicted model, not a curated record. NCBI's taxonomy places the organism in Eukaryota, Metazoa, Chordata, Actinopteri, Mugiliformes, Mugilidae.